Messenger RNA from Leptopilina heterotoma, 996 nucleotides. RefSeq lists its product as uncharacterized. The transcript has 4 exons. The record is from RefSeq and is a predicted model, not a curated record. Gene Ontology annotation, molecular function: DNA helicase activity. NCBI's taxonomy places the organism in Eukaryota, Metazoa, Arthropoda, Insecta, Hymenoptera, Figitidae. Gene Ontology annotation, biological process: DNA repair; telomere maintenance. The coding region runs from base 1 to 996 and encodes 331 amino acids.
AUGUAUUCAGUUAAUCCACGUCAAUUGGAAUUAUUUCACCUUAGAUUAUUGUUGCUUACAGUAAAAGGAGUUACUUCUUUCCAAAGUUUAAGAACAGUUAACGGAGUUAUUCAUGAAUCUUUUACAUCUGCCUGUUUGGCAUUAGGACUUAUAGAAGAUGAUAGUGAGUGGAUUAGGACAAUGGAAGAAGCUACUUUAUGGAUGAUGCCUCGUUCACUUCGACAAUUAUUUGUACGAAUUCUAAUUCAUUGUCAUCCUGUACAUCCGGAAAAACUUUGGGAACAAUUUAAGGGGCAAAUGUCAGAAGACUAUUCAAGAAUUGGCAAUAUUGAAGCCGAAAAAACAGCUUAUAGAAAUAUAAAAUCAAUGUUAUUAAAUGAAGGAUAUUGUUUAACUGAUUUUCAGGGAUUAUUAGAUACAGAUGAAAAUUUCUCUGAGCAGGUUGAUGAAAUAGGCAUAGCUGCCACACUGCUUCCUAACGGGAAAACUGUACAUAAAGUCUUAGGUUUACCUGUUCCACUGUACAGUGAUUCAUCUUCAAAUAUUAAAGUUCAGUCAAAAGAAGCACUCUUUUUAAAAAAUAUUGAUGUUUUUAUUUGGGAUGAAGCACCAAUGGCUCCAAAAUAUGCCUUAGAAGUUAUGGAUAAGUUAUUAAGAGAUAUAAUGAAAUCAAAUAAAGUUUUUGAAAAUAUGAGAGCUUUACCAGAGGAAACAGAAUUUGUAGAUUUUCUACUUAAAGUUGGCAAUGGCGAAUUAAACGAUACAGAUGAUAACGUCGAAUUACCAGAACAUAUUAUUCAACAAGGAAAUAUAGAUAUUGCUGAAGAAAUGUAUGGUCAUUUGAUACAACAGAAAAAAUUUAAGGAUUUGUCAAUGUGUGCAAUUUUAGCACCAAGAAAUGUUGAUGUUGAUGAUAUUAAUAAGAGGGUGGUAAAUCUCUUAGAUAGUAAAGAAAUCUUAGUAUUAAUGAAGGAUUAUGUAACGGAACAAGGUUAA